Wickerhamiella sorbophila is the source of this 1374-nucleotide messenger RNA. RefSeq names its product Dolichyl-diphosphooligosaccharide--protein glycosyltransferase subunit dad1. Gene Ontology annotation, biological process: protein N-linked glycosylation. Gene Ontology annotation, cellular component: membrane; oligosaccharyltransferase complex. Bases 7 to 330 code for a protein of 107 amino acids. The transcript has 2 exons. The record is from RefSeq and is a predicted model, not a curated record. NCBI's taxonomy places the organism in Eukaryota, Fungi, Ascomycota, Dipodascomycetes, Dipodascales, Trichomonascaceae.
UGACUAAUGGACGUCUUCACCAGCCUGGUCAAUGCGCAUAAGAAUGCCCCGCCCCGUAUGAAGUUGAUUGACAUCUUCAUGGUAUUUCUGGUGCUCUCGGGUGUGGUACAGUUUAUUUUUUGUCUAUUAGUUGGCAAUUUCCCUUUUAACGCAUUCUUGGGUGGAUUCAGCGCAACAGUUGGCCAGUUUGUUUUGCUUGCCGCGCUCAGAACUCAAGUGAACCCAGAAAAUAAAGAGGAGUUCCGAAAAGUAUCCCCUGAGCGCGCAUUUUGUGAUUUUGUCUUUGGAUCGCUCGUUCUUCACUUUAUUGUAUACCACUUUAUUAAUUAGUUUCAAGCCGUCUAAACUAUGUUCCAAUAGUUUUCGCGGGUAUAGUCUGCAGUUUGAGUGCGAAAUGCUCAAGGCUGAACCAAUCUCCGCCAUAAAGUGAUAUCAAAGACCUUGAGCCAUGUAGACCCAAUUAUGUUUUAACAGGUAUUUGACACUCAGCGACAUGUGGUCUUAGCGUGUCCCAUCAUUCGAGCGGUUAAGGUAAACUGAAUGAGGGCCCUGACAAGCCUAAUUCAACUAUCGGCCAAGGAAGCUCCUCCGACCUAAAAAGACCUUAUCCCUGAAAUACAUAUUAUUUUAGAAAUCAGCAUACAAUACAGCACCCGUUCCGCUUCUCCUCUUUCUUAACUGGCCUAGGGACGGGAUUACCUCGAGGAGCAGGAGCAGUAGCAGCCGAGACAGGACGUGCUUGCGACUGUGCUCUUUGGAACUUAAGUGUUUGCUUCGUAAGUGUUAAGAACGCCUCCUCAACGUUGACUCGGUUUUUGGCUGAUGUUUCGAAGAAAGAAAUCCCAAUGAGGUUGGCCGCGCGCUGACCCUCUUCGAAUGUCACCUCACGCUCGCUUUCGAGAUCGCUUUUAUUUCCCACAAGUACAACAGGGAACUUCUCGGUAUCUUUGAUGCGGAGAAUUUGUUUGUGGAAGGCUUGGGUUUCCUCGAAAGAAGAACGCGAUGUCACAGAAUAGACAAGAAGAAAAGCCAUGCCAGUUCGCAUAUACUGUUCCCUCAUAGCAGAAUACUCUUCCUGUCCAGCUGUGUCAAGAAUGUCUAGUGAAACCGGCUCGCUGUCAACAAUGCACUCCUUCCUAUACGAGUCUUCAAUAGUGGGGUCGUAUUCAUCGAUGAAGUGGCCCUGAAUGAACUGCACAGUUAAAGCACUCUUUCCUACUCCUCCUCCGCCAAUAACGACUACUUGUAUCUCCUUCUGCGGAGUUGAAGUCUGCACAACACUGCUUUUUCUAGCUGUUGACAUGAUUUCAAGAGCUGGCGAUGUGUGCGGCUGACAAAGCUAAUGGGAAUAUCACCUCCUCUCAGGGCGCAGCC